AUGUCUUUUGCAACCAAACUUGCGCUUAUUGGCACUUUCGCCACUUCUACUCUCGCCCACGGCCUUGUGAGCGGCUUCGUGACCGACGGAUCGUACAAUCAGGGUUUCUUGCUUGAUUAUUACUAUGCCAAGGUCAACGGCCAGGCUGUUCCUGAUAUCGCCUCAUGGUCGGCCGAGAACCUGGACAACGGAUUUGUUGACGGCAGCAGCUACACGGCUGCUGAUAUCAUCUGCCACAAGAAUGCCGAGCCGGGCAAGAUUACCGCGAAGGUCGCUGCUGGUGGCACUGUCGAGUUCCAGUGGACUGUCUGGCCCGACUCCCACUUCGGCCCUGUCUUCACUUACAUUGCCAGCUGUGGCGAUGACUGCUCCACCGUCGACAAGACUGCACUCAAGUGGAUCAAGAUUGACGAAGCCGGCAUUGAUCUUGACACACAGGAGUGGGCAGCCACGAAGCUGAUCGCCAACAACAACACCUGGGUCACCACUGUCCCGGAGUCCAUCGCCCCCGGCAACUACGUCUUCCGCCACGAGAUCAUCGCCAUGCAUGCGGCCGGCUCCCUGAACGGCGCCCAGAACUACCCGCAGUGCGCCAACAUCGAGAUUACCGGCUCCGGCACUGAGCUGCCAGAGGGCGUCCUCGGCACCGAGCUGUACUCGCCUACUGACCCGGGCAUCCUGUUCAACCCCUACACCACCCUCACGAACUACACGAUCCCCGGCCCUACUCUAUUCAGCGGCGCGAGCUCCGGCGGCAGCCCCGCUACCUCCGCGGCGGUUUCCGCCACCUCCGCGGCUGCGGUCACCAGCGCGCCUGCGGCGAUCGCCACCUCUGCCGUUGUCAGCUCUGUUGCUGCCGUGCCGACGACCUCUGCUGUCGAGGAGACCCCGGCUGCCACCUCCACGGCGCCUGUUGCCACUGCUACCCCGAGCACGCCCGUCACCUGUGGUAGCAAGCGGAAGGUCCGCCGCCAUGCUCGCGACAUCUCCAAGAAGAUGUGA
Molecule: messenger RNA, 1002 nt
Organism: Phaeoacremonium minimum UCRPA7
Lineage: Eukaryota; Fungi; Ascomycota; Sordariomycetes; Togniniales; Togniniaceae
Product: putative glycosyl hydrolase family 61 protein
Exons: 1
Coding region: 1-1002 (333 amino acids)
Source: RefSeq, a predicted model, not a curated record